Molecule: messenger RNA, 1434 nt
Organism: Paramecium pentaurelia
Lineage: Eukaryota; Ciliophora; Oligohymenophorea; Peniculida; Parameciidae
Source: the annotation of a GenBank genome assembly
AUGCUUUGGACUUGCAAUAGCCAUAUUAAGGAUAUAGAAUUCAUUUGUUUAAACCCAAAUUGUUCUGAAACGAAAAUCUCUUGUUUUUAAUGCAUUUAAAAUGGGAAUCACAUAUCCCAUCUAAAAGAUGUGAAAAAAAUUGAAAAUUUUUAUGAAUUAUAUUCAUAAGAAUCAAAUGACAAUACUAUUUUGCUCAACAAGUUUGGUUUAUUAAUUGAAAAAAUAAAACAUCAAUUUCAAAUAAUUAUUGACGGAAUUCAACUUAAAUAUCAUAUAACAGAAAGUCAAUAUUAAAAUUUGAAUACAGAAUAAAUUAAUCACCUAGCCUUUUCUUUCAUCGAAUGGAAAAAGGAUAGGGAUUUUAUAGAAAAUACAAUUUCAGGAAGCAUUAAUUAACUAUUGGAAUCAAUCAAUAUUUGCAUUAAUACUCUAAAAUUACAAUAGAAUAAAAUUAAUUCACUUAAUAUAUAACAAGAAUAAAAAAUAUUAAAAUAUGAAUUAAUUAAUUCAAUUAAAGAUGACGAUAUAUUUGCUUUUGCUUUUGAUAAUGUAUCUUCAUUAAUGGUUGCUGGAUAUAGUUCAAGUACAAUAAAAGUAUUUGAAUUUAAUUAGGGAAAUUUGAAUUUUCUUCAAGAAUUAAACGAUCAUAACUCUUUUAUUUAUUGUUUAUAUUUUAUGAAAAAAUCUUAAUGCUUUCUAUCGGGGAGUGGAGAUAAAUCAAUUAUUUUAUGGUCUAUUAAUCAAAAUAAAUAAUUUUUUUGCAAAUAGAAAUUGUAGGGACAUAAUGAUAGUAUUAAUUGUCUUAUAAUGAGUGAAAAUGAGGAACUGAUUAUUUCAGGUAGUAGUGACAAAACCAUCAGAUUUUGGACUAAGAAUUCACAACCAUCAUGGAAUUGUUAAUAAAUCUUAAGUGUUCAUAAAAAUCCUGUCAAUUCAAUUAGUUUAAAUGAAUCCUCAACAUAGUUAAUCUCAUGUGCAUAAAAUGAGAAUUUUAUAAUAAUCAGCUAAUAAUAAGUUGAUAGAUUAUUUUGGGAAGUAAUUUCAACCAUCCAAGUUGAUUAAUGGGGAUAUAGAUUAUGUUAUAUAAAUAAUUUAAUGUUUACAUUUUAACCGAAAUCCAAAGAAUAAAUGUAUAUCUAUUAAAUUGAUGAUAAAAAUGGUUAAUUUAAAAAAACUAAAGAAUUAACUAUUAAAGCAGGACAUUGUUCAAUGUACUUUCCUCAGUAAUAUAUAAAAUCUAAAUCAAUUUUGCUCAAUAAAAAUGGAAAUCAUGUAAAUUUAAUCAGGAAAUUGGAGAAUCAAGAAUUUGUGACUGAAUAAUCAAUUGAUUUUAGAACUCAAUAUAUUUACGGAAUGAUGUCUUAGGAUGGAGAUUAUUUAAUAACAUAUGAUGAUUAAACAAGGGAAAUAUAAAUAAGAAAAAUAUUUUAAUGA